Molecule: messenger RNA, 1611 nt
Organism: Adelges cooleyi (spruce gall adelgid)
Lineage: Eukaryota; Metazoa; Arthropoda; Insecta; Hemiptera; Adelgidae
Product: palmitoyltransferase ZDHHC16
Exons: 9
Coding region: 109-1167 (352 amino acids)
Biological process (GO): protein palmitoylation
Cellular component (GO): Golgi apparatus
Molecular function (GO): palmitoyltransferase activity
Source: RefSeq, a predicted model, not a curated record
GCCGCGAAAACAGUAUGGCAGUCGGCCUUUUCGGUGACUCAUAACAACCCAUGUAAUUUUUUUAAUAACAAAUAACAAAAAGUAGGCCUACCGCUUACCUAUUAUUAGAUGAUGUAUUCAGUAAAAUGUCUAAAAUCAAGGUUGAAAAGAACAUGGUACAAAUUAAAAAAUUCAUCUACCACAUAUUUACAAAGAAAAAAUAUAAGUUGGGAGGAAACCAGCGAUGUGUGUUUAGAACCUUUAUUUAAGUUUGUGGAUAGAUAUACCGUCGUAUUGAGUCAAGUGAUGGUAGUCUUGGUUGUUGUUCUGACAACUUUUGUUGUGAUCGUCUCUUAUUGGAUUGGAUUACCGUAUUGGUGGAAUAAAAGUAAACCCGUCACUGUUUGCUUGUUGUUGGUUGGAAAUUGGCUAUUGAUAAAUGUAGUAUUUCAUUACUAUAUGGGAGUAACAACAUUACCUGGUUACCCGUCAUCUAGCACUUUAAUAAUCAAUGAUGUGAUAAACUGUAAGAAAUGUGAUUCUCCUAGACCUCCUCGAACACAUCACUGUUCAGUAUGCAACAAGUGUAUCCUGAAGAUGGAUCAUCAUUGUCCAUGGUUAAAUAACUGUGUUGGGUUUUAUAACCAUCGAUAUUUUUUUCUGUACAUGGUUUAUAUGACAUUAGGUUCUUUGUUUUUGAUAACUUUCGGGGCCGAUCUGGUUUUUACUGAAGUAUUCUACAAAGAAGAACAUCCAGUAGGUCAUCCGGUGAAGAUAAACACUUCGUUGCCUACAGACGAGUGGAUACUUACUUCUCAAGACGAAUCCGAUAACGAACGCGACUAUGAGGCUGAGUGGAGAUUUUGCUGUAUUGUGUUUAUUACUUUCAUAGCCUGUACAGUUUUCAUUGCCUUAGUAAUUUUAACUAUAUGGCAUGGCUUAUUAAUAAGUGGUGGUGAAACAAGUAUUGAAGCUCAUAUUAAUAAAUAUGAAACAGAACGCAUGGCUGUUUUAAAUUUUGAGUAUAUUAAUGUUUAUAACUAUGGCGCGAAAAUGAAUUGGAUACUAUUCUUGGGACUUCACAGUGGAAGAGAUUGGAGACACAUAAUAUUUCCUUCGUCUCAUAAGCCUUUGGGUAAUGGAUAUAUUUGGCCUACAUCAGAUGAUAUGAAAUGUGUAAAAUUGUAGUAACAAGAACGUAAAGCCACACUGUUUGUUCAAUCCAAGAUAAAUAAGAUGAUACUCUGGUGUACACACCAGGUGAAUUUUCAGUGGCACAUUGUUUUCCAAAUGAAGUAACACCAACUACGUUAAAAAUGCACAUAUUCUUCUCUGAUCUUAUCACUAAUGGUCCGCCAGAAUCGCCCUAAAAAAAACAGUAAGUUAUAAGAUUGAUGUAGGUUGUAUUAACUAUUAUCCUUCCAUUUGCUUAGAAUAUAAUGACAUUUUUUAGUCUUCUACUUACCAAACAAGUGUCAUGUCCUCCAGCUAAGUCUCCAGCACAUAUCAUAGUGUCUAUAAUACCUUUAUUUAAAGUAUUUGUUUUACUCUCGGCUUCAUAUAACUUAUUGCAACGUUGAUUUUCAAUCAAGUCUAAAUCCACUUUCAACAAGUGAUCGCUUGAAGUGGAAC